This is a messenger RNA of Nothoprocta perdicaria, 1512 nucleotides long. RefSeq names its product tubulin tyrosine ligase like 9 (gene TTLL9). NCBI's taxonomy places the organism in Eukaryota, Metazoa, Chordata, Aves, Tinamiformes, Tinamidae. Gene Ontology annotation, cellular component: cilium. The coding region runs from base 1 to 1308 and encodes 435 amino acids. The transcript has 12 exons. Gene Ontology annotation, biological process: protein polyglutamylation; microtubule cytoskeleton organization. Gene Ontology annotation, molecular function: tubulin-glutamic acid ligase activity; tubulin binding. The record is from RefSeq and is a predicted model, not a curated record.
AUGGCUCGCACGGUGGCAGCGCUCCUCGGGCGCCGGAAUCCCGUCGCGGAGGGAUGCGCUCCGGCGGGACCGCAGCGCUUUGCCGGAGCUCCCAAGCUGCCGCCGUGCUGCUCCUGGGUGGGAGAGAAGGACYGGGUCCACGGGGGACGUGGCGAGGAGCCCUGGGACUUCCACUGGUGCGACGUGGGCUGGCUGCACGAGCACUUCGACCACGCGAGCCUGCCCGAGCACGUGCGCCUCUGCCACUUCCGCAACCACUACGAGCUGACUCGGAAGAACUACCUAGUGAAGAACCUGAAGCGGUUUCGGAAGCAGCUGGAGAGAGAAGCGGGAAAGCUUGAGGCAACCAAAUGUGACUUUUUCCCAAAGACUUUCGAAAUGCCGUUAGAGUACCACUUGUUUGUGGAAGAGUUUCACAAGAAUCCUGGCACCACUUGGAUUAUGAAACCAGUUGGCAGGUCACAAGGCAAAGGAAUUUUUCUAUUCCGGAAACUCAAGGAUAUCAUUGAAUGGGGGAAGGAUGGACUCAGCACAGAUGAUCAGAAAGAUGAAACACAAGUAGAGGUUUAUGUAGCACAGCGAUAUAUUGAAAAUCCAUAUUUAAUAGGAGGUCGAAAGUUUGACUUAAGAGUUUAUGUUCUAGUGACAUCUUACAUCCCUCUGAAGGCCUGGCUGUACAGAGGUGGAUUUGCUCGCUUCUCGAAGACGCGAUUUACUCUGAAUACCAUAGAUGAUCAUUAUGUUCAUCUCACAAACGUCGCGGUGCAGAAGACRGCGCCUGACUACGAUCCAGAGAAGGGCUGCAAGUGGAUGAUUCAGCAGCUCAGGCAGUACCUGACUGCCAAGCACGGAGCAGAAGCGGUGGAAAUUCUCUUUGCGGAUAUGGACAACAUUUUCAUCAAGAGCCUUCAGAGCGUGCAGAAAGUGAUGAUCAGUGACAAACACUGCUUUGAGCUCUAUGGAUAUGACAUCUUGAUCGACCAGGAUCUGAAACCCUGGCUUAUUGAAGUAAACGCUUCACCUUCCCUCAUUGCCAGUAGCCAGGAAGACUAUGAACUCAAAUGUCAUCUCCUGAAAGACACACUGCAUAUUGUGGACAUGGAAGGCAGGCUGAGCGGGAAGGAGAAGCGCGUCGGAGGCUUUGACCUCAUCUGGAGCGACGGACCCGUGAGCCGGGAAGGAAACCUGGGCACGCCGCCGAGCGAGAGCUUCGUGGCCAACUCCCACCUAGGCUGCCACAAUGACAGGAAGAAACAACUGAAGCAGCUGUUCAGGAGUCUUCGUGCCCAGCAGAAAGCGGAAUGCUGACCCGAGACUGAGGAUGUGAGAAAUCCCACGGAAGAAUCUCUCUGUUCCUCAUAGUGCAGUGCAGCACUUCCCACUUUCUGGACUCUUGCUGCCCCAGCACCAGACUGUUGGUCAUGUUGGUUUGUAUUUUAACUGUUGCAGCUCCCAGGCUGGAGAAACCCUGAUGAAUGAAUCCUCUCCCAUAUAAACCAAGACCAGGAGUGA